AUGGACCCAGCAUCGGCAAUCGGCGUGACAUCCGCCGUCAUAACUUUCCUAGAAUUCAGUUGGAAAGUUGUGCGCAACGCCAAGGAAAUUUACGACUCCGCCGACGGAUGUUCAAACGAUAAUCUGACCAGGGAGUCGGUCGCGAGAUCUAUGCAGGCAUUUUCAAGGAAGCUUCAACCGCCUGAUUCGUCCGCAAUUACCCCAGAGUAUGAAGGCAUCUGCAACCUUUCCAGUGAAUGCCAGAGUAUAUCUAGCGAGAUCUUGAAGAUUUUUAACUCUGUCAAGAUUGGGGGAGACAAAUCAAAAUAUGCAGCUUUUCUAGCAGGACUGAAGACCUGGAGGUGUAAGAAGGACCUGAUACAGUUGGAGGAGAGGCUCACGCAGUGCGGCGCCCAGCUCUCACUUGAGCUCUCGUAUCUCAAAAGUGAACAGAUGACAUACUCGUUAGAUCAAAUCCGCUCACUGGUAACUGAUGAUACUUCCAAGCUUCAACAAAUUCAACGAAACGUUGACGAGCUUCGUCAAACGGCCGAGGCAAACCUGGGCACCGACAUCCUGGCUCAGGUUCGUGACAUUCUUCAACGACAGGAUGCCGUCCUGGAUAGGGUUUGCCAAGAUCGUAUCUUGAGGAGUUUAUGUCCGAGCGACAUGGAUUCGAGAUAUAACCAAGUGCAUCUACCAGCAGAUGAAACCUUUACAUGGGUUUUAGAUCCUAAACAACGAAGAAAGUCGAACUGCUCGACCAAAGACGAUGAAUCUGAUCGACCAAGUGGAUAUUGGGUUUCCCGACAACGUCAGAUGCAGUUACAAUCCAACAAGAAGUUUGUGGACUGGUUAGCCGUUUCUGAUGGCAUAUUCCACGUCAGUGGGAAGCUCGGAUCGGGAAAGUCUACUCUAAUGAAGCUUCUCUAUACUCAUCCUCGCACCAGGAAGGAGUUGGAGGUUUGGUCUGCCAGUAAAAAACUGUUCAUGUCAAACUUUUACUUUUGGAAACCUGGUACAAGUUCACAAAACUCUUUGAAUGGUCUGUACCGGUCCCUGUUAUACAGUAUCCUCACCGAAUAUCCCGAACUUAUCCCGUCAGUGCUACCGGGCUAUUGGGACCAAGCAAAGAAGGAUAGAGCAGUUAUACAAAGUCCGUUUCUCAUCUCUCCAGAGAUCAUCGAACGCUCCUUGUUCAUGCUCCUGAAAAAUGAAUUAUUCUACAAAUCACGUCGGUUGUGCAUUUUCAUUGAUGGGCUUGAUGAAUUUGUCGGCAGCGGACAACAUGACUACAGAACCCUGGUCGACAUACUGGAUACUUGGGUGCAAGAUUCCCAUAAGAACCUGAAGCUUUGUGUGUCUAGCAGGGAAGAGAAUGUAUUUAUGAACCGAUAUCAGGAGUAUCAACGACUUCGACUUCAUCAAAUGACCUGGUAUGACCUACGUGGAUACACGAAAAAGAAUUUAAGCCACCUUCAAAACAAGGCUUUACCUGACAAGCUUUCUUAUGAAGUCGCAAGCAAGGCACAGGGUAUAUUUCUGUGGUGUACACUUGUUGUACAAGCGCUACGGAGAGACAUUGAGGUUGACCCACACAACUCAUUUGCCGGAUCAUCCGUGAGGGAAUCUUCUAUUAUGGAAUUACUCGACGAACUUCCAACCGACCUGGAAGACAUCUUCCGAUACAUUCUCAACCGCCUAUCUAGACGCAAAAAGAGGAAUUUAUAUCAAACUCUAUCGAUGUUAAAGGUUUCUGCUGAAUCCCCAGAAAUAAACCCGGUGACUCUGUGGCUCAUCGCGUACUCAUUUCUUGACGAGUACAACAAGGACGCCGGAUUUGCCCUCAUCCGAGAAUCUGACGAAGGUCCUAAUGGUAACACAGCUUCAAGAGAAGAAAGAAUGAAAUAUGCUCUGAGGAAGCUUCAACAUGAAUCUGGAGGCUUGCUUGAAGCGGUUGAGAAUACGUUAAUGGGGAGAGAUGAAAUGGCAUGGCGGGAGCUGGGUUACACGUCCGAUGGCCCCAAUCGGCCCAUCGCCAUUAGCUAUGUUCAUAGAUCUGUGCCUGAGAUCCUCGAAAGAAGCGAGUUCGCGUCGGAAAGAAAGGCUAUGCUUGGCAGCUUCAACGCAGCAGAUGCCAUUGCAAACCUAUCUUUAGCACAUUGGCGUUUUUGCGUAGGGUCAAUGCCACAAAAUCCGAACCUUUUCCCUGGACUCGCACGUUUUGUUCUGGAAAUAUCCUCUGAUAAAACGAACUUCAAAUUCUUGGAUACGUUGGACUUUUUAUCUCAGGGUUACGUCUGCGAUGAGGCCGGCAACUGCGCUGUUCCAUUCAUAUAUGAUAGCGAUACCAGAAGACGCAUAAUAGGGUGGGUGACUCCAAAUUAUCAUACGGCGGAAGAAAACAGAACGCACGGCAAUUUCAACACACUAUUUAUGGCACUAAAGUUCCGUCGCUACGACUAUGUUCUUUGGAGGAUGCAACAUCGUGCACAUGGAAUUGGCUCACCAAUAAAGAAAGCCAUGCUUGCUGCUAUACUCUUUAGGCACCCAGUACCUGAGCAUGUCAGUGGCGACCUAGAGCAUGAGUUAUUCAAUAUUGGAUGUUUCGCAGACUCCUUUUCCACAGGGUUCACUCAACUCCCCUAUAAUGAUAAAAAUCUCCAUGUGCACAAUGUGGAGUGUUUGACGAUAUGGCGGGACUUCUUGGCAGUAAAUUGGUACUUUUGGUAUCUGUACGGAUCCAUAGACCGAAGAGGAUUUAGUCACUGGCUUGAAAGUUUCCUCAACAGGGGAGUUCUUUGCGAAUUUGAAGUCUUCAUCACACGAUCGACUGAAAAAGAAUAUGCGACUAUUAAUCUCGGAGAUGUCGAGGUAAGGAUGUGGUCAGAUUACGCAACGGAUUCAUCAGAGUAUCAGAAAACGGUGCAAGCCACACGUAUUUUCGACUCUGAUACUGUCUACACACUCGCAGAUUGGCUUCGAGUUAUCGAUUUGCCCAAUCUGGACCGGAUCCUCUUUUUACUGGAAGAAAACAACAGUGUUUUAAGUCAUCACUGUGCGAACGAAGAAAGCCUACAGGAUCCCUUCACUUGUUUUCUUGGUCGGGCUUGCAUUCCACCUGCUGUUCCUAUGGAGUUAGGGAAUGCUUAUACCACGUUGCAGGUUAUUUUGAGCGAGGCAAUUGGAGGUUAG
This is a messenger RNA of Fusarium coffeatum, 3174 nucleotides long. RefSeq lists its product as uncharacterized. Lineage: Eukaryota; Fungi; Ascomycota; Sordariomycetes; Hypocreales; Nectriaceae. Bases 1 to 3174 code for a protein of 1057 amino acids. The record is from RefSeq and is a predicted model, not a curated record. The transcript is spliced from 6 exons.